Tetranychus urticae (two-spotted spider mite) is the source of this 1803-nucleotide messenger RNA. RefSeq names its product phenoloxidase-activating factor 2-like. NCBI's taxonomy places the organism in Eukaryota, Metazoa, Arthropoda, Arachnida, Trombidiformes, Tetranychidae. Gene Ontology annotation, biological process: proteolysis. Gene Ontology annotation, molecular function: serine-type endopeptidase activity. The record is from RefSeq and is a predicted model, not a curated record.
UGUUAUCAAUCAAUUCUCAGAAGCUUGAACUGGAAAUUGAUGAGAAAAUAAUAGACGAUUGACAUCCGUUACGGUUAGAUCCUGUCUAUUUUGUAACAAUUUUUGCCAUUUUUAAUUUUCACUCAAAAACAAGAGUUUUGGUUAGUUGUGUGCUUAUUGCUGAUAAAAAUGGUUGUACAAAAGCGACUACUUUUGGUGCUAUUUUUUACCCUUUUACCAGCAUUUAUUUUAUCACUCACAUUUCCUGACGAAAUAGAUGAACCAUACAAGAAAUCGGAUAACCUAGAUGGCCGAAGAAAUGGUAAAAAUCAUCGGUAUCGUGUUGGUUUGUCGCAACCCUCAAUGACUCCUUUACCUCCAUCCUCUUUUGUGACACCGGUUAAAAAGAGCAAUCUGUUUAAUAGUAAUUCAACUGUUAAACCUUUGAUUGGCUCAACAAGAAAAUUUGCUGAUCAACAAACAACUCUACCACCCAUCAAGCCGAAAGACAAUUCAAUUGUUUCAGAUAAAGAUGAGUCAUUUGAAACGGAAAAGGAUAAAAUCCCAAUGAAAUCUUCUGCUGAUUUUGGUAAUCGAGAGGAUUGUGUUUGUGUACCUUAUUACCAAUGUGACAAUGGUAAAGUAAUUGAAGAUGGAUCCGGUUUAAUUGAUCCAAGAAUCAAUACUAAACAACCAUCGACUAAAUCAGCUUCCGAUGAUAAAUUAAACCCAACUUCAUGUGGUACUUUUCAUGUAUGCUGUUCUGACCCUGAAACUGUGACAACCCAACCUUAUAUACAUAGAUGUGGAAUCCAACAUCCUUCUGGAAUAAAUUCUAGGAUAUUAUCGCCUGACAAAAAGGGUGAAGCUGGUUUCGGUGAAUGGCCAUGGCAGGCUGCUUUACUCAAAUCUGAACAAGAUGUCAAUGUAUUCCAAUGCGGUGGAACUUUGAUUGAUGAUUAUCACGUUAUCACCGUUGCCCAUUGCGUGAAAGACUUCGUUAACAAUCCUGAUAUACUGAAAGUACGUCUUGGUGAAUGGGAUACAGCCAAUGAGAACGAGUUUUAUCCUCAUGAAGAUUAUGACAUUCAAAAGAUUUAUAUACAUCCAGAAUUCAAAGGAAAUAAUUUAUGGAAUGAUAUUGCUCUUUUACGAUUAGGUCGUCAAGUUGAAUACAAACCAAACAUAGAUUCAGUUUGUUUACCAGAAUAUGGAGAAAAUCAUGAUUAUCAAGAAUGUACUACAACUGGUUGGGGUAAAACAGCUUACAAGGGAGGAAGCUAUUCGAGUAUAUUGAAGGAAAUAUCAAUACAAAUGGUUCCUCGGGAAAGCUGUCAAAAAGCACUGAGACAAACCCGAUUAGGAUCUAGAUUCAAGCUACACCAAGGGUUCAUCUGUGCCGGUGGAGAUGAAAGUAGAGACUCUUGCAAGGGUGAUGGAGGUGGACCUUUGGUCUGUUAUCGACAAGACGGAACCUACUCUUUGGUCGGUUUAGUUUCUUGGGGCAUUGAAUGUGGACAAAGGGGUGUUCCUGGUGUUUACGUUGAUGUAACCAAAUAUUUAGACUGGAUUGUCAGUGUUACUGGUAGAGAUUUCACCUAUUAUUCACCUUCCGCCGACAGUAAAAAGUCUUCAUCAACUUAAAGCGUUAAAAUUUAAAACAGAUUUUAUUUCAUCAGAUAUCAAACUAGCUUCCGAAAAAAUCAGCCCUUUCUUUCUUCGAAACAAAAGAAGGAAAUUUUUUUGUCAAACCAUCGAUUGCAUUGAUAUUAAGUUUAUUAUUUAGGUUACAAAAGUUCAAUCAGUGAUUAAUGAAACCAUCCA